GAUUAUCUCAAGAGUGUGUCUCGCAAUUUUAUUUCAGAAAAAUAAACGGCUGCAUCCCAGCAAUCAGGAACAAGGUGCCUCCAUGUCUUCCAACUGCAAGUUCUCCCUGCAGCAGUUGGCCGAAUACUACAGGAGCCCAGGGAUGAGGAUCAUUCUUCUCUUCACUCCGCUCAUCUGUGACAAUCCAUUUAUGUACGUGGGCCUGACGGGGCUGAUGGACGGUUGUUCCAUUCUGAUGUCCACGCCCGCCACUCCCUUCCUGGGCCGUCGCGUCAUGAUCGGGGUGGAGUUCCUCGCUGGGGGAAUCUUAAUUCUGCUGGAGCUAAUAAUUCCUGACGACUACCCAUGGGUCAAGUGGGUGCUGGUGAUGGUCGGAUUCCUCCUGGUAGCCGGCGCCUUCCAAGUGAACUUUAUCUACGCUCCUGAGCUCUUCCCGACGCAGGCCCGUGCGAGGGGCUUUGCUCUUGUCAACACUGUGGGAUCAAUCGGCUUCAUGUUCUCGCCGCUCAUCACAACCAUUUUCGCAAGCUUCAGCCCGUGGGCCCCCGGGUUGGUGUUCGGGUGCUCGGGUAUCCUGGCGAGCAUGCUGGUGCUGCCGCUGCCGGAGACGAACAAGAAGCCGCUACCUGAGACACUUCAGGACGUGGACGAACGUUACUGGGAGGACAGAAUCAAGUCUAAGAAGUCUAAGGCAGGCGGCAUUGAUAAUCUCAGUUACAAGCAUGAUGUGAAAAGCAGGGACAAGAUCGACACUGAAGGCUAGCAAGACUUAAAAGAGUGGGGAACAAAAGUGAGGUUUAUUCCUAUCAACUUUUUCGGCUGUCAUAGAGAAUCGGUUUUCAUGCCUUGUAUUGCACAACUAAUGAGUCGUUACAUCUCUGGUGCCCUUCUCAUCUUGCUGUGUGUCCAAGCCGUCCUACAGCGUAAUGCUGCUUUCGUAGGGGAAGGUGGGGCAAAACGGCACCCUUAAGGUUUCACUCCAAAUUUUGGAGCAAUUUUGUACUAUAUUCAGAGAUAAUUGGUGUUUUUGCAAUCUAUAUUCAUCAUUAAACAAAAUAAACUAUCUUUGGAAGAACCACUUUGGAUCCUUUACUCAUGAGAAUAAAAAACAAAGCCACAGGUGGGCCAUUUUGUACAAAGGGUGGGGCAAAACGGACCUCACAUAUGGGGCAAAAUGGCCCUCAUAUGAAUGUGCUUGGUAACAUGCCAAAACAUACGUUUUGAUAGAGAAUCACACUAGAAAGAUUACUUAACAUAAAACUAAAAUAAUCUAGUUCGUAUUUCAAUAGAAAAUAAUUGCUCUUAGGCUCAGAAGCAUGAGCAACAAUGAAUUCCUAUAAACUACUCACAAAUGAAGUGAUAUUACCUUCCUGAACGUAAAAGUUCUUCCAUUACAAAAUAAAUGAUCUGUGGCUCAACAGCAUGAACACCAACGAACUCUCAUGAAACUACUCACAAGUGAAAGUGAAAUUACCUUUCUGAACAUAAAAGUUCUUUAUCCAUUACAAAAAAUAUUGUUCUUUUGCUCAAUAGCAUAAACAGCAUGAACUCACAAAUGAAAAGUGACAUUACCUUCCUAAACAUAAAAUUAAUAUAUAUAUAUAUAUAUAUAUAUAUAUAUAUAUAUAUAUAUAUAUAUAUAUAUAUAUAUAUAUAUAUAUAUAUAUAUAUAUAUAUAUAUAUAUAUAUAUAUAAAAGAAACAGAGAACACUUUGUCUUUAUCUUUGUUCAGUGAAGUUGUGAGUUAGUUAGCAGCAAAAAUUGAUUAUUGUUAAGUGGGCCGUUUUGCCCCAAGGGCAAUGAAAAUGUUAACAACAGUCUCAGCGGAACAAUGGUGGUGCAGAAAAAUGUUUCAGUAGUCAGACUCAUUCACAGAGUAACACCAAAGAAUCAUGCAAUAACACAUUAAAUUAUGAGUCACAGUAUUCCUACAAACACGAUUUUAUCAGACCCUUACCAAUAGAUCAGCUGGUGAUAAAAUAUUCUGGGAUUUUUCACACACAAACAAACGACGGCGUCCAAAUUUGCCCCGAUGUUACAGCUGACUAAUGAGCUGAGGAGUAACUCCAUAUCAUUAUCAAUAGCUAACGGAAGUUAAAAACACAGAAAACGGGGUGGUCCAUAACUACCCACCUGUGCCAUUUUGCCCCACCUUCCCCUACUGGGCAACUAUACGCUGGAUGAUCGUCGCACGCAUAAGAUACUGAAGACAUCGAAAUAUUUGAGAAAGAAACUUUCAGUUGGUCGAUUUUUGUGUUACCCAGCUUGCAGAAGUGCAAAUUUCGAGCAGAUGAGUGUCAUGCACUCUGCUCGGUAGAAUGCUGUUCCAGAACCACUAUAUAGCUGCCCAUUAGUAAUGAAUGCAAUCUCUGCAUUGGAUUCUUGUUACGCCAGCUAUUUUACUGCUGACCAUUUUAACAUUUUAAAGUAUUCACAACAAAGUAAUUUGCACAGUGCAUCAUGGAUAUGAUUGCACGAUUGAGCAUAUAGCAACACUCUCCAUAUUUGAAUGUUAUGCACACAACAAAAAAUCAAAAUCCAACAGUGGCGAUUAUCCAGAGUUGUAGCGCUAGAUGAUGUGUUGAUUCAAAUACAUGAAGUGAACAAUAAAUUUGCAACUCGUUUUGAAAGACCCUAUCAAGUUAUUUGUGAAAGCGGAAAAAAAUUAUACAUGCUCUACAUACUUAACAACUUAUGCUGUCAAAAUUGUCCACCUGACCACGCGAAGCGAGUCUCUCGGAUUGACGGGAGGAGCUUCGCGCUCUUCGGCCAAUCCAGUCUACAGUACGAGGAGCUGCCUCGUACAGGCCUACCGGCCUCUUGCAGACUCCUGCGUUCUUAUGUUCUUAUGUUCUCCUUCAUAGGAACAUCGCAAGAAGUUAAGCUCAAACUCAACAGGGGCAACGGGAUUAGGUCACAUAUAAAACACCCACAAAAAAUACAAUUUAAAGAUUAUGUAGCAUAGUGGUUAGUGAGCUCGGCUCAUAACCAAGAGGUUCUUGGUUCGAUUCCCGGACAGAGUGGAGACGGACGAGCAUUCUCCAUAAGAACCCUCCCCCCUGCCUCCCCAGCAGUGAAUGGCUACUGGGCGUGAGUUGUGGCCCUCGGGGGUUGGGUUCUGCCUUUCGUGUGUGUGUAUGUUUGUGCAUGUGUGUGUGUGUGUGUGUGUGUGUGUGUGGCGGGGGGGAGAGAGAGAGGGAGAGGGGGGAUAUGGGAGUGGGAAACAUCAUUUUGACGGGGAAUCAAUCAAAACCCUCGUAGGACUGACAUAAGUGGGACAAAAUCACCGAAGAUAAAACCUCAUCUGUUAAAGAGUAAGAUAGGAAAAAUAAUGUUAUAUUUUAUUUUCUGUUUUCAGACUUUAAUGCCAUUUGAUACCAUAGCAUAUAAGGAAAAUAAUGAUUAAAGGUAUGUAAUACUGAAGUAAUCAUUAAAACAUUAUAAUCUUU
Messenger RNA from Eriocheir sinensis (Chinese mitten crab), 3449 nucleotides. Its product is annotated as solute carrier family 22 member 6-like. Gene Ontology annotation, molecular function: transmembrane transporter activity. The record is from RefSeq and is a predicted model, not a curated record. The transcript is spliced from 5 exons. NCBI's taxonomy places the organism in Eukaryota, Metazoa, Arthropoda, Malacostraca, Decapoda, Varunidae. Gene Ontology annotation, biological process: transmembrane transport. Bases 83 to 763 code for a protein of 226 amino acids.